CUUACCGUAAGUGAUUUUUUUUAGAAUCGUAUCAGUAUUUCUGAAGAUUACUCCGUACAAACAAACAAAGUUAGAAUCUUUGCCUUUUUAUAAUAUUAGUAUAGAUUUAACCUUGUUCAACGUCUUUAAAACAUUCAAAUUUCGAUUACAUAGAUAUCAAACUUUAAAGAGCAAAUGUGUAAACAAUACUUUGUCAAUCUUACUGAUAUUGAAACUUAACAAUUGACUUAAAAAUUUGAAAAUAACUAGAAUAAAGUUCAAAUAUUUUUUAAUUAUAUCUAAAAUAUUUUUUAGUUCAAAUAUUUUUUAAUUACAUUCUUACACUAAUACGCACAUUUCUUUGAAUUUCGACUUGUAUGUUAUAUAAUUUUUGUAUGUGUUUAUCGUAAUAACUACAGAUGUUAUAAGUAUUUUAUAUAUUACAGUAGAUAAUAAGAGCACGAUGUGUUUCUCUAUAAAAGAUUGUCCAAUAAGUUUACAAACAAAAAUAUUCUAUCAAUUUUUGAUAGAUGAAAGUGAUAAAAAUGGCUUUGUCUAUAUUUCUUAAUAUUUUGCAUUAGUAAUUUUAUAUGAGUAUAUAAAAGCAUUUGAACCACCAACCUGACAAGCGCACCGAGAGUUCGGUACAAAUAUUAAAAGACCAUAGAUAGGUUUUUUAUAAUACAGAAAUAAAUCACUGCUUUCUUAUUUUUUUUGUCAAAAUUUUCGUGCCAAUAGUUUUUGAUAUCAAAUCAGGAUGAUGGUAAAUUUUUUUCACCUGUUUUCUUGUUUAAUAACAAUAAAGCAAAGAAUACAUAAAGACCUAAAAUUAUCUUUUUAAUUUUUUGACACAUGUCACCCUUAUAGAUAGGAUAAGUACUAUUCACGCUCCUUAAAUUACCUAUAUUCUACAAAUAAAUCACCCACAGUCAGUAUAAAAUAAGAAACUAAGAAAACACUAAGAGAAAGUAUAUACUUGUAAACAAAGACGAUGUAAAUAAAUCAUAUUCAAUUAUAGGCACAAAUCUAAAAAUAGAUCGGAACAGAAAUGGCUACGAACUCUAUUGGAAAACGGUAGUUGCUUUCUAACAGACAUAAUACGCUUUUCUCUCUUAACGGAAUGUAGAGCGAAGAUAGCAAUAAAAUAAUAAUGACAUGUUCAAUGACAAAUUCAAACAUUCGAUAGCAUUACAAUAUUUCUCAGAAUAAACAGUGUCACAGUUUUGCAAGAUGAAUAAUCUGUCGGAGCGAUCGAUAGUAUAAUGCCAGUGGUGUGAGGUUUGGUGAUGCCGGGGGCUGAAAGGGCCCCCUACCAACGCUAGGGGGUCGUUCAUUCAACGUGUGGGCGGCAGCGUGGGCGAGCCCCUUAUAAAGCCGCCCAACCCUCGGCCCAACAUAGUCGUGAGAUAGUGCCAGACCGAGUAACAGUGAAAUGUGCAACAUGUAUCCCUCAAGCAUAAGGUACGAUUGUUAAAUUAUAAUUAAGUGCUCAAUAAAUACUUAUAAUAAGCGAUUGCUGAUUUAUUUAUUUGUAUUUUUACUAUUCAUAAAAAAAGAAACACUUUUCCUAAAAAGUCUUCAUCUUUUAUAAAUAAAAAAUAUUUAAUUUAUCACUGAAUUUUAUAUAUAAGUUAUAAAUAAAAACUUUAAUUUCAUGUUUUUUUUAAACGAUUGCAGGUUUUCUGCAGUCUUGUUUGGCUACAUAGUAGCCCAAGCUAAAGCUUAUCCUAUGCAAGCAUGGCCAGUCUAUCCUCAAGCACCGAGAGAAUAUCCAGACGAUGAAUAUUAUUACGCGCCUAAAAUACAAUAUUAUUACGACGCCCCAGCGAUAAGCAUGUCAGAAGUUUACGGACAACUACCUUACCCCUACUUCUAUGAUCCUUAUGGUCAUUUCACAUCUAACGAGGCACCUAAGAGACAAGAAGAAAGGCUUGCUGCUUUGCCAAUCGGGCAAGAGACGUGGUUCGAGAGUGACACCACACCCCGCUGGCGGUCCAGCGAAGAAGAUGACGUCAGUGCGGCCUUCUUAGACAAUUUAAUCCUUACUCAAAUGGCUCAAGACGCACAGAGACGGCGCGAAAAUGCCCGUGCCGCUUUCCCGCCUGUUGAUUAUGACGAACACGAGACAGAAGACGAAGAUGUUCGUGAACUGAAGGCACUUGCGGGUAAACCUCUGUAUCAUGUACCAAAAACUGUCCCGAGAAUCGAAGAUGAAGAUUACGCAUCCGACGAUGGCUUUAUUAAUUGGAACGGUAACAAGAGGAGCCUCUCCACACCUACUCCGGUAUCCACCACAGUGAAACCGAUAUUAGGACAAAAAGAGGAAGUACUGCCGAGACCCACGCAGAACUCGCACCAGAACCACGAGCAAUCUCCCAACAAACGGGAUUCGGCUUUCUACGAAACUAUUGCAAAGCUGUUAGCGAACUCCCAGAAUUCACAUGUUAAGGAAACACCGAAGAGAAGGAUCGAUAAGCGCUUCGUGGCUGGAGAUAGCGACUUGGUGGUAGAACUACGAGGUCUGAAACAUCGUAUUGCGACUUAAGCUUAUAACGCCGGAUAAUCGCCAACAACUUUAUGAGACUGAGUAUAAUGUAGACUAAAUAGAUAUCGAUAACGGCGAAAUUACAAAUAACCGCGACUGUUUAAUUAAAUUAAUAAAAAAAAAAUGUCAUCUGUCGCAAAGUAAUCUUGCUAUUCCGUCGCCCGAGUCAUUAAAAGUUAUCUCUUUUCCUAAAAUUUUCCUCAACAUACAGACUGUUUUUAGAUUUAUGUUUUUUCAAACGUAUUAUAUAAAUUUCUUUCUGAUGUGAUUGUGAAUUCGCGUCGUGGUAAUUUGUGAAAAUGAUCGUACAAAAUGUGACUAUAAUCUCCAUUAACGAAUGAAUUGAUGAUUACUAUGCAUGAUAGUUAUAUAUAUAUAUAAAAUAAUGUUGCUCCCUUCAAUCGGCAGCUAUUAUAUCGCACAAAAUUGUGCAUUUGUAAAUAUUGUAGGUAUUGAUUGUUUAAGAAGUAAUUAUUGUUUAGAUAGAAAUUAAUAAAUCAAACUUUAUAUUUUCUUUUACUUUUAGUUGAAUGAAAGUACGUGCAAUGCUCUCGAAAAAAGUAUUAAGGUACAUUUCAUUUAGUUUAAGUGAUUUAUUGUAAAUAUUUUUAUUGAAAACCAAUGGAUAUAUAUUGAAAAAUAUUGUAAUAUUUAACGAAAAUUUAAUUUUCACAAGUCGGCAACAUUGGUUAUAUUUUUGGCAGAUCUGGAUUACAAGUUUUCCAUAAUAAACUACAGCCCAUUUUAAAGGAAUUAAAACUUCAAGAUACAGUUUUUCAAUAAUACAAACCAAAUAAAUUAUUAUAUGAUAUAUGCAAAUAGAUUCGUAAGUAUUCAUUUCUGCCACGAAUAUGUAACUAAAACGAAUUGUAAAUUUCUAAUUCUGUGAUAUUCAGAACUAAACGACCUUAAAUCUUCUAUUGUAUAUUGAAUUGUAUAAAGUAAAUAUGAUUUACAAAUGCACACAUGAAUCAAUCAUUAUUUACUGUGGCGAAAGACAACGAUGGCGAUGACGUCACUCAGUAAAAUGUUUAUAAUUUGUCAAUUUAAAAAACAAUUUCUUGGCCUAUACUGUUUACUUAGGUGCUACCGGUUAUUUUAGUUCAAACUUGGACAAUACCACGAAAUCUUUUUGCAAAGCAAAAACUAUAAAGUAUUAUACCUGUAUUUAUCUUAAGGUCUAAGGGAUUCUCUCAAAGAGCAGAGGAUUAGGUGAUAUCUUAGCUUUACAGCUUCUUAACUAAUGUUUUUGAUGUAACUACAGAGGUCUUAAAGACCUUUAAAAAAUGGAACACUUGAAGUACUUGCGUCCUCAUAAAAUUCCCAUCAAAACCAGACAGCUUUAGCUUUUUUAUCUAGUACCUAAGAUAUUUUCUCGAUUUUGCUAUCAAUAUUUUUGAGAAUUGAAAUUCAUUCUUAAAUAUGUAGGUAAUAUUAUCUUUCAAGUACAUAUCUGUUUAUCUAUACUUCGUCAAAUUAAUCUUGUGUGUUUCAGAAUAAAAUGUAUCCAAUUUGUAAAAUAUUAGUUUGUACCUUAUAAAUUAGAAUGACCUAUAAAGUAUUACUAGUUGGGUUUAAUACUUAUUGUCAAGAUUACAUGACAUUAUAAUAACACAGUGUCUAUAAACCUCGUCAUUUAUAUAUUAUCUUAUCUGUUAAAAUAGUAGAUAAACAUUUUUAACAGAUUAAAACUUCUCAAUAUCUGUCAUUAAAAUGUUUGUGAAACCUGUCCACUUUUAGAGGCCGAUAGUACAUUUAAUUGUUGCUCAGAACUAUAGGAUACAAGAAACAUAAUUCAUUUAUAUUUUAUAUAGAAGACAUUACUGUAUUUUAAUACAUAGAUCUUUUUAUGUUUAAUGACUGUUCAGAUUCGUAUCUAUUUGAUACAAAAGUGUAUCUUAGAAUACUGUAAAAAUAAUGUAUCUAACUACAUACGUAUGAAAAAAAAUAUGAAAAAAUAAAAGGGAAAUGAAUAUAGAACAUGUUUUAUUUGUAUUUCUUAUUAGUUUCAUUAAUUUAUCGUAGAGAAUUUAUCAUAUUAAGUUAUAAUAAAUUAAAUUAUAAUUAUCCGCCCUUUUACGUCCCCAUUGCAGAGGCUCGGAUCUUCCUUGUGGACUGUUAAGGAGGAUGGGCAAUGACCCUCCACGUUUGCUCAAUGCGGAUUG
This is a messenger RNA of Diatraea saccharalis (sugarcane borer), 4689 nucleotides long. The record is from the annotation of a GenBank genome assembly. Lineage: Eukaryota; Metazoa; Arthropoda; Insecta; Lepidoptera; Crambidae.